This is a messenger RNA of Diabrotica virgifera virgifera (western corn rootworm), 1116 nucleotides long. RefSeq lists its product as uncharacterized. The transcript is spliced from 9 exons. The record is from RefSeq and is a predicted model, not a curated record. Bases 1 to 1059 code for a protein of 352 amino acids. Lineage: Eukaryota; Metazoa; Arthropoda; Insecta; Coleoptera; Chrysomelidae.
AUGCCAAAAAGAAAGACCAAAACCAGUAUUCCUUUUAAUGAAGAAAAGAGUUCGAAUGAUCUGAUUACAAAUCUCGAACAUUCUAUCCAUGCUCAUUGUUACGAUCAGUUUCUAGCCGAUCAUGUCAUAAAGUCACUUUUUGAUGCUAACAUAGGAAAAAAAUGCAGAACUCUCCCAGAUUCAGCAAAGAUUGAAGACAUUAUCAAAUUAUGCGAAGCUGAGGAAGCAGCCUUAACUGAAGAAAAUAUAUGCAACCAAAGCAUUUUCUACUACACGAUGAUAGCAGCUCAUACAUCAUUUAUGCUUCACGAGGAACUCAAAUAUUUUCAAAACCGUACAUCACCAGAAGUUUCAUUUAUAGACCACGACACCACAUCGGAAACAUCUAUGGCAUUUACCGUCAUUCUUCUCGUCCUGUCUUCCGUUGGAAUAUUUACCACAACUCUUCUUCUCUACGGACUUUAUAGAGAUUCCAAAUAUAUGCUUAUUCCGUGGAUAUGUAACAUCGUCGUAUUUAUCGCAGCGGAUUUCACUUAUGUCAUAUACAGUCUUAUAGUCCAUGCGGUGCAGUGGAAUCCUCCUGCGGCAAUUAUAAUAACGAUAGAUUUCUUUUUAAAUUCUUUACAUAUUUAUAGUCUUCUCUGUGUGAUAUCUCAGUACCAAGAACUUAAAGCCGGUAGGGGUAGAGCCUUAGACGACCAGAUAUACAGGGUACCAAAUGUGCAUUAUAGUUCGCAACCGACUGCAACGAGCUACUUGAGUUCAAGGAAGCAAGUGACGUAUUACGAAACAAAACCAACUCCUACGCAAAGUCCAACAGGAGCAGUUCCUUCGCCUUCGAUAAUCCCGGACAUCUUGUCGCCAAAUAUGAGCAGCGCUAGAAGAGGCUCCAGGAAAUCGGUCAAAUUUCCUGACAGUAAUCCUACGCAGCACAACGGAUCCCAACUUUUGGACCCGUGGUCGAUAGAAGUGCGAUCUCCGAUGAUGGUGCCGCGAGGUAUCGAUACAGCACCGUUACUAGACUCUGGUGCGACGCCAGUGACACAAUCGAGUGUAUAGUAGUAGCACAGUCCGUAUUUGUUAAUAUUUUGUUAAUAAUAAAAUUAGAAAACACAC